Molecule: messenger RNA, 204 nt
Organism: Spirometra erinaceieuropaei
Lineage: Eukaryota; Metazoa; Platyhelminthes; Cestoda; Diphyllobothriidea; Diphyllobothriidae
Source: the annotation of a GenBank genome assembly
AUGCAGUACUCUAAACCGCAGUUAAGAAAGCUCAAGUUUGUUCCAGAGCUCGAAGCAAUCGAGGAGGUUUCGGAGGAGGAGGAGGAGGAGAGUUGCAAGAAGGAUAAGGUGGAGGAAGAGGGUGAUGAUGAGGACGCCAAAAUUAAUGACAAUAAUGGCGUAAAACCGGGAGAAAAGCAGAAGGCGCAGCAGAAACAACAGUAG